Ctenocephalides felis (cat flea) is the source of this 1800-nucleotide messenger RNA. RefSeq lists its product as uncharacterized. Gene Ontology annotation, molecular function: nucleic acid binding; RNA-DNA hybrid ribonuclease activity. The record is from RefSeq and is a predicted model, not a curated record. The transcript has a single exon. Bases 1 to 1800 code for a protein of 599 amino acids. NCBI's taxonomy places the organism in Eukaryota, Metazoa, Arthropoda, Insecta, Siphonaptera, Pulicidae.
AUGGCUCAGGUAGAAAAAAUAUUUACAGCUGACACACAUAUACUACAGUAUGCAGAUGAUAUAAGCAUAUAUACAUCCCAAAAUAGUAUUGACGAAUGUAUAUCUAAACUCACAAGAGAAAUGUCUAAAUUCCAUCAAUGGACAUUAAAUAAUCAUCUAACAUUAUCACAAGAUAAAACAGCCAGUAUAAUUUUCAGUAGAUACAGAAUACCAGAAGAAUUGACACAAAUUAAAGUCAAUGACAAGUUAUUGCCAAGGAAAAGGAGCAUAAAAUUGCUAGGACUACAUCUGGAUGAGAAACUUAUGUUCAGAGAAUAUAUAACUAACACAAUAAAGAGAUGCGAACGUGGAAUUAAUCUACUUAGACUAUUAGCUAAAACUUGGUGGGGAGCAGAUCCCCAGAUAUGUAUAAAUAUCUACAAAUCUAUAAUUAGAUCCGUAAUAGACUAUGGCAGCUAUAUAUAUGGUCGAGGAGCAAAAUCAUUAAUGGAAAAACUAGACAGAAUGCAAUACGGAGCCCUAAGAGUAUGCAUUGGAGCGAUGCGCUCAACGCCAACCAAUGCUCUUCUGGUGGAAACUGGUGAACCACCUUUAAGUAUCCGCAGAACAAUGUUAGGAAAUAAUUUUCUUUUAACAAAGAUACAUAAUGAUAACGAAAAUAUCCCUGCACAAAUGGAGCUGUUACAUAAACUAGUUUCUACAAAAAUAUAUUGGCGCAAGAAACAAAAUCCAAUAUUAGUAGAUUGCCUCAUAAAUAUCAAAAAAUAUGAAAAUAAUAUAAUUAAAAAUUCCACAUUGCCAAUGUUUAAAUUACCACAAAAAUUAAUAUAUAAAAAAAUAAACACAUACCUAGAAGAAAAUCUGGUAAACACUAACAGUAUGAAUGUAGCUUUACGAAACACAAUAUUUAAUUAUAAGGUAAGAUUAACAUGGCCUGGAGCAAAAUUUAUAUACACAGAUGGAGCCAAAAUAGGGAAUUUAGCAGGAUGUGCAGCUUUUGAACCAACAAGCAAUACAGUCAAAUACAUCAAGUUGCCAGAAUCGACUUCUAUCUUUACUGCUGAACUUAUAGGCAUCAAAAACUCAAUAAAAAUUAUUGAAGAUAAUCAUAUAGAAAACUGUGUCAUUCUAACCGACUCUCGGAGUGCAAUAGAGGCGUUAGGAAAAAUAGACAGUAAGACAAAUAACAUUAUUUUGGAAAUACUAGAGGCUAUAGAAAAGUUAGAAAACAGAAAAUAUAAAAUAAACAUUGUGUGGAUGAAGGCACAUGCAGGUAUUAAGAACAACGAAGCUGUAGACAAAUUUGCAAAACAGGCUUGUCAAUUCGGGGAGGAAGGACAUAAAAUCCCAGCUUCGGACCUAAGACAGAAACUCAAGCAAAUCGCACUACAUCAAUGGCAACUCAAUUAUACAAAGUCUGUAGAGAAGAAAGGACACAAGUACGGCUCAAUAAACCCGAAAGUAUCCACGAAAUCUUGGUUUCAAAAAAUAAAACAAAACAGAAAAUAUAUUACAAAUAUAUGUAGGAUACGACUAGGUCACGGGAGAUUUGGACAGCACCCAAAUAAAAUUAAUAUUAUCAAUUCCCCAGCAUGUACAUGUGGGUAUGAGGAAGAAUCCCUCAAUCACAUCUUCUUUGAAUGUCCCCGAUAUCAGUCUGCAAGGGAAAAAUUUUACAAGAAGCUGCAAAAAGAGAAAAUUGAGUUUCCUACUAGCGUUCAUCAAUUACUUCUAAUUAGUACUGAAAGCAUACAUAAUAUUAUUAAUCAAUUUCUUAUGGACAGUAGUUUAGAAAUUUAA